Gracilinanus agilis (Agile Gracile Mouse Opossum) is the source of this 1251-nucleotide messenger RNA. RefSeq names its product solute carrier family 22 member 16 (gene SLC22A16). The record is from RefSeq and is a predicted model, not a curated record. Gene Ontology annotation, biological process: transmembrane transport. Lineage: Eukaryota; Metazoa; Chordata; Mammalia; Didelphimorphia; Didelphidae. Gene Ontology annotation, cellular component: membrane.
AUGGGAAGUUCUGGUAUAGUAACAGUCUUUUCUUCUCGCAGAUUCCAGGCAUUUGUUUACUUUGCAUCAGUCUUCCAAACCAUCUCUUGUGGCAUCCAUUACUUGGCUUCCGUGUUCAUGGCUGUUACACCCAAGUUUUCCUGUGGGGUUCUUGGGAACAUAAGUCGGAUCCUUGUUUCUAAUUCAUCUAGCCUGAAGAUAGAGGAUGCCUGGGCACUGUUCACACCAGGCAAAGAGGAUUACAUGGUGGUGCAGCUACACAAUGGAGACGUUUGGGAACUUGCUCAGUGUAGCAGGUCCAAAAGGGUGAACCCUUACUUUGAAUACCAGUACGAUGGUAACAAAUCUGACUUUCCCUGCACCGAUGGCUACUUUUAUGACCACAAUAAGUGGAAGAGCACCGUGGUAACCGAAUGGGAUCUGGUCUGUCACCGGGAAUGGUUUGCAAAAUCAAUCCAGCCUACUUUCAUGCUUGGAGUCCUUCUGGGAGCAGUAAUUUUUGGUGAUCUUUCUGACAGGUUAGGAAGGCGGUUUGUGAUGUGGUUCACAAGCAUUGGGCAGUUCUUCCUGGGAGUCGCAGUGGCUUUUACAUUUGAUUAUUACAGUUUCAUAGCCGUACGCUUCCUUCUUGCUAUGAAGCCCUACAGUUUGCUUAAUCUUCCAUUGACAGGUGCCGUGGAACUCCCCGCUUAUGUUUUUGCUUGCAUUGGAAUGGAUAAAGUUGGAAGAAGAAACACUCUGACACCAUUUCUUAUCUCUAGUGCCCUGAUCUGUAUGGUGAUUAUGCUGAUCCCUCAGCACUGCAGUGUUUUGAAUGUUUUGGCAAAUAUGGCAGGAAAAUUUACCAUUGGUGUUGCAUUUGGCCUCAUUUACCUGUAUACAGCAGAGCUGUAUCCAACAUUCAUAAGGUCACUUGCUGUAGGAAGUGGUAGCAUGCUGUGCCGUGUAGGAAGCGUGAUUGCACCUUUCUGUGUUUACCUCACAAGCGUGUGGAUCUUCAUGCCACAGUUGCUUGUUGGUAUUAUGGCCUUUCUGACUGGCGUGUUAACACUGAUGCUCCCAGAAACUCUCGGGAAACCUUUGACUAACACUUGGGAGGAAGCUGAAGACCUAGGAGCCAAGAAAGUUAUUUCUCCUGCCAAAUUGACUCCCUUACUAAAUAAUAUGGAGUCAGAGAAAAUAGAGAUGGUUAAUCAAGGGCCAGCUGGUACUCACGAAUAGGAGUGUUUUAUAUGUUGGCUAUCAUUUGAA